Molecule: messenger RNA, 3699 nt
Organism: Gorilla gorilla gorilla (western lowland gorilla)
Lineage: Eukaryota; Metazoa; Chordata; Mammalia; Primates; Hominidae
Gene: SPPL2B
Product: signal peptide peptidase like 2B
Exons: 16
Coding region: 82-1839 (585 amino acids)
Biological process (GO): membrane protein proteolysis
Cellular component (GO): lumenal side of endoplasmic reticulum membrane; lysosomal membrane; Golgi-associated vesicle membrane
Molecular function (GO): aspartic endopeptidase activity, intramembrane cleaving
Source: RefSeq, a predicted model, not a curated record
CCCCCACGCGCAUGCGCGGCCCGGGGUCUCGGGGCGUUGCUGGGAAACAUCUGCCGAUGGUUGCGGCGGGCACCGGCCGACAUGGCGGCAGCGGUGGCAGCUGCGCUGGCGCGGCUUUUGGCGGCCUUUCUGCUCCUCGCGGCCCAGGUGGCCUGUGAGUACGGCAUGGUGCACGUGGUCUCCCAGGCUGGGGGCCCCGAAGGCAAAGACUACUGCAUCCUCUACAACCCGCAGUGGGCCCAUCUUCCCCACGACCUCAGCAAGGCAUCUUUCCUGCAGCUGCGCAACUGGACGGCCUCCCUGCUCUGCUCCGCAGCCGACCUCCCCGCCCGUGGCUUCAGCAACCAGAUCCCGCUGGUGGCGCGGGGGAACUGCACCUUCUAUGAGAAAGUGAGGCUGGCCCAGGGCAGCGGAGCACGCGGGCUGCUCAUCGUCAGCAGGGAGAGGCUGGUCCCCCCGGGGGGUAAUAAGACGCAGUAUGAUGAGAUUGGCAUUCCCGUGGCCCUGCUCAGCUACAAAGACAUGCUGGACAUCUUCAGGCGUUUCGGCCGCAUGGUGAGGGCGGCGCUGUAUGCGCCUAAGGAGCCGGUGCUGGACUACAACAUGGUCAUCAUCUUCAUCAUGGCUGUGGGCACCGUCGCCAUCGGCGGCUACUGGGCCGGGAGUCGGGACGUGAAGAAAAGGUACAUGAAGCACAAGCGCGACGAUGGGCCCGAGAAGCAGGAGGACGAGGCGGUGGACGUGACGCCGGUGAUGACCUGCGUGUUUGUGGUGAUGUGCUGCUCCAUGCUGGUGCUGCUCUACUACUUCUACGACCUCCUCGUGUACGUGGUCAUCGGGAUAUUCUGCCUGGCCUCUGCCACCGGCCUCUACAGCUGCCUGGCGCCCUGUGUGCGGCGGCUGCCCUUCGGCAAGUGCAGGAUCCCCAACAACAGCCUGCCCUACUUCCACAAGCGCCCGCAGGCCCGUAUGCUGCUCCUGGCGCUCUUCUGCGUGGCCGUCAGCGUGGUGUGGGGCGUCUUCCGCAAUGAGGACCAGUGGGCCUGGGUCCUCCAGGACGCCCUGGGCAUCGCCUUCUGCCUCUACAUGCUGAAGACCAUCCGUCUGCCCACCUUCAAGGCCUGCACGCUGCUGCUGCUGGUGCUGUUCCUCUACGACAUCUUCUUCGUGUUCAUCACGCCCUUCCUGACCAAGAGUGGGAGCAGCAUCAUGGUGGAGGUGGCCACUGGGCCCUCGGACUCAGCCACCCGUGAGAAGCUGCCCAUGGUCCUGAAGGUGCCCAGGCUGAACUCCUCACCUCUGGCCCUGUGUGACCGGCCCUUCUCCCUCCUGGGUUUCGGAGACAUUUUGGUGCCAGGGCUGCUGGUGGCCUACUGCCACAGGUUUGACAUCCAGGUACAGUCCUCCAGGGUAUACUUCGUGGCCUGCACCGUCGCCGGCCCUAAGGAAAGAAGCUGCGGGGGCUUCUGGUUCCUGAGCACAGGGCCAGGCCAGGCCGCCUCUGCCGAGCCACGCCUCCGACCCCGCCCUCCACGUGGCUCCCUAAACGUCCACCCCCAGGGCCAGGAGAGUUCAGGCCGGCCUGCUGUGCCUUUGGUUGGUGGUGGCCCCCUCACACCUGCCUCCUGCAGCCUCAGCCUAUGGCGUUGGCCUCCUUGUGACAUUCGUGGCGCUGGCCCUGAUGCAGCGUGGCCAGCCCGCUCUCCUCUACCUGGUGCCCUGCACGCUGGUGACGAGCUGCGCUGUGGCGCUCUGGCGCCGGGAGCUGGGCGUGUUCUGGACGGGCAGCGGCUUUGCGAAAGUCCUACCUCCAUCUCCGUGGGCCCCAGCGCCAGCUGACGGCCCGCAGCCUCCCAAAGACUCUGCCACGCCGCUCUCCCCGCAGCUGCCCAGCGAAGAACCAGCUACAUCCCCCUGGCCUGCUGAGCAGUCCCCAAAAUCACGCACGUCCGAGGAGAUGGGGGCUGGAGCCCCCAUGCGGGAGCCUGGGAGCCCAGCUGAACCCGAGGGCCGGGACCAGGCCCAGCCGUCCCCGGUAACCCAGCCUGGCGCCUCGGCCUAGGGGAGGGGUGAGAUGCUCGCUGCCGUGCCCGCCACACCAAGAUGUUGGGGCUGCCUGGCGCCCACUGGAGACAGACAGACAGACGCCUGUCCCCCGGGACUGAGGCCUAUGCCGUCCCCACCUGCCCCAACAUGGUGCUCAUCCUUGCCGAGACCCCUGCGGUCCGUGCCCGCGCCCAGCCCAGCUGCCCUGGCUGCACGCCUGCUGCUCCAAGCUCGCCCGGCUGCCACAAGCUCUCUGCGGGUCCGUCCUCCCCACCGGGGUCCUUCCUCGCAGGCCCUGCCUGGCCUCUCUGCAGACCCUCAAGCGUCGUCUGCAUGAGCGAGCAGGCGUGGGUGGACUCUGGCCGCAGCCACACUUGGUGCUCACCAGCUGCUUCGUCCUCCAGGUGACCUCCCUCCCCACGGCGUCCUUUUCUCCGGGUGGAAGAGCAGCUUUCUGUCUCCCAGAAGGCAUCGCUUUUCCCUCUUGAGCAGAUCGGAGCCCCUGGGAGGUUUGGAAGCUGCUUUCAAGCCUAGGACACGGACUGGUGGCCGGGGCGGCCUCUGGACCCUGACGCUGGCUGAGACAGGCCCGUGGGGCAGGGUUUUGGGGCGUGAACGAGGCUGGCAGUGAGUGGACAAGCUGCUCCCCUGGCUAAGGCCCUGCCCUGCCCUCAGCCAGAGGUGUCUGGCCAUGCCUGCACACUCCUCCCCGUUUUAAUAAAUGGUCGCAACUUCUAGAAGUCCUGCUGGUGCCACCUGGUGGGGUGGACGUCUCUCAGACUGCCCUUCUGACAAGCAGGGGUGGUGGGCGCCAGGCAGGCUGAGUCAGGCCCUCAGGGGUCCCUGGAGCCCUGGGAGGGAGGAACUGGGUCGUGGGAGGUCCUGGUAGCUCCCGGCACCCAACCUCGCUUCCCGUGUGGGCCCCGUGUUGCUUUUCUGCUGAGAGGGGCUUGGGCCUCGGUUCUCCCUGUGGCAGUGGCGUUGGUGCGUGGGUUCUUAACCCUCUGGACCCAGCAGCUAGGAGCUUCUGGAACCCACGAGGACAUCUGCCACGGGCGUGGUCUACUCACUGAUGGGAUCCUCCUGAUUCCAGGGCAGAGACGUCCGUGCGGGAACUGACCGAGGCGUGGCCCCAGGCCCCGGCAUCCUCUGCUCGCUGACCGAGGCGUGGCCCCAGGCCCUGGCAUCCUCCCCUCGCUGCACGUGGUCACUUCCGAAGCAGCGCUCCCUGUGGCCACAGAGACAGAGCCUGCACCCUGGCUGUCUGUGGUGCCUGGGCCCCAGCUCCCGCCCGCCACCCGCCCUGUCGAGUGCGGCCUCCAGACUCGAGUCCAGAAUCUGUUUCUGUCAAGUCAGUCGUCCCCAGCUGCACACGGGGACUGCUGAGUGCUGCGUUCUCACGGGUCUGUUCCGGACAGAGGGUGGCAGGGGUGAGCCCUGAUCCCUUACAAAAAAUACCAGCUUCCCAGGGAGUAAUGGCGCCUUCACUGAAGCCAUUUUGUACAUGGGGACGGGGUGGGGACGUCUCUUUUUUGGUGUUGGACAUUUGACCAGUGGGGAGGGGUUCAGAGGCGGCGGUCCUAUCCUUGGCUCCGUCUGUCCAUGUGGCCUUGCUGCCAUUCAGUCUGAUCAUUAAACACAGCUUUUGAUACA